AUGUCGACCUUUAAAGACUCGCUUCCUAGGAUCACCGACUUCCCUCGCUACUGGCAAGUACGCUUGGAGAUCGCAUUUGAGGGGGGACGUCCGCAUGCGGUGUCUCUUCCCUCGUCAUUACCUCCAACUCUCAGAGAGUCCCAAAGCCUUUCCUCGAUCCAGAGCAGCCAUUCUAUCUCUGUGCCUCCAAGGCGAGGGGGAGAUCACGAGAAGAACGCAUUCGUGGGCCGUCAACACACGCCUCGAUUUGAAUCCCCAGUUCCUGUUCAUGCCGCGCAAGCUUCCAACACCAGGGGGAAGACGCCCGUCUCGAUCAUGAAGCAGGGCAAGGAGAGAUAUCAGAGCCCUGCUUCCAACAAGAAGGUCAUCAUCCAGGACCUGAUCAUGACAAACGCGGAGAGUGUCGACAAUCCACCCGGCCAAAGUGAAGUUAGUCAAGAACCACGAGCGGCUACCAAAGGCAAGACGGCGUUUCAGAGGAAAAGUGGGGAUAUGGAGUCCAGAGAGAGGGGCAGGAAGAAGCCCUAUUCAAUUGAGCAAGUGCGUCCACCAUCUCGCAGCCCAUAUUCACAGGGGAGGCGAAAGCAACUGUACGGCAAAGGUCCAAAUGCGUCUUAUCUUUACUUCGAAUCCCGAAGCAGCGUCCUUCUAGACUACCCUCCGCCAAUCCCCUCCGACUUUCAACUUGACGAGAACUCGCUGUACGUGCACUUCGUGGUCUCCGAAGACAUUGAAGACCAAACGACAGUCUCUUGGUAUUGGGAUGGUGAGGACUGGAUUUCCAUCUCGCCAGGUGACACGCACCAGUUCAAUGAAGAAGGAACGUACGUCUUCACGAUCAAUAGCAAGCACGAGGGUUGCUGGCUUGCAUUGAAUACCUACCAACGACGGUAUAAGAACACUCAGCGACCAUACUAA
Messenger RNA from Coprinopsis cinerea okayama7#130, 918 nucleotides. RefSeq lists its product as hypothetical. The coding region runs from base 1 to 918 and encodes 305 amino acids. The record is from RefSeq and is a predicted model, not a curated record. Lineage: Eukaryota; Fungi; Basidiomycota; Agaricomycetes; Agaricales; Psathyrellaceae. The transcript is spliced from 4 exons.